AUGCACAUCGCGAUCGCCCUCCCCGCACUCUCGGGCGCGGCCAAGCUGACCAUCAUUGGCAAUUGUACCGCCACCAGGUGCAUCAUCAGCGGGGGUGGCGCCUUCCCCAUAUUCACCUCCCCCUCGUCUGGCCCCACGGGGGGAGAGUUGACUCUGGUCAACCUCAACUUCCAGCGAGCGGCAGGUGGCGUCUUAUUCAACGUGUGGGCGGCAAUCAACGCGAGUCAAUGCGGAUUCGUCGGAAGCACGGCUCCUAGCGUUGGCGGAGGGGUGCUCAGUGACUCCUUCCCUGAAUCAGCCACCGCUCCCAACCGCUUCUUCUCGUACUGCACCUUCUACAACAACACGGCACCCACUGGGGGGGGAGGUGCAAUCAGCAUCAACGUGGGGAACCCCGAGGGCAGCAUCAACGUGGGGAACCCUGAGAGCAGCGGGCCUAAUGUGACGUUCGUGUACUGCAUCUUUCAAAACAACACGGCAACUCUUGCAAAGGGUGGUGCCGUUAGCAUUAACUUGGGGGAUCCCCAAGGCAGUGCGGCUAAUGUGACGUUUGUGCACUGCCGCUUCCGGAACAACAGCGCGUACCAAGCCAGUGGAGGAGCAAUUACAGUGGCAGGGACUGGCGACAUUCGGUGCACGAAGUGUUCGUUUGAAGGGAAUUUCGCCGGCUUGCAUGGGGGAGGCAUCUACUCAGACGGCGCCUCCCUCACGCUCUCCCAACCCACCUUCAAGAGAAACCGGGCCGUCGGCCCUUUCAAUGCCCGCUGCGGCCUUGGCGGCGCUGUGUUCGCCAUCCCUGGGCGCCGCAUUCAGGUGUCUCUCCGCUUCUGCAAGGCCUUCUUUCUGCUCAACAGAGGCUGCAUUCGGAAAGUAGCCGACCUGGCCCUAGCAGUGCCUUCGCGCGACUCGGAAUUUUCGGGGACGUUGAUGUUCUGUGGCGGGGUGAAGACCCUUGGAUCCAUCUUUCUCCCUCCGCACAGCACCUGCGCAUGA
Closterium sp. Naga37s-1 is the source of this 993-nucleotide messenger RNA. Lineage: Eukaryota; Viridiplantae; Streptophyta; Zygnematophyceae; Desmidiales; Closteriaceae. The record is from the annotation of a GenBank genome assembly.